AUGAAUCAGUUGAAAUGGUCUGCAGUGCUGCUCCUACUGGCUCUCUCAGUCAGAGAGACUUUUACACAGAGAAUCAUCGGAGGACAAGAAGUCGAACGGUACUCUAUCAAGUACCAGGCAUCUAUACAGUAUAACAGGGACCACUACUGUGGAGCCACCCUCAUUCGGCCCCAGUGGGUGGUGUCUGCUGCCCACUGCUGGAGACCGGCCCAGCUUAUCCAGGUGGUUUUGAGUGAGCACAGUCUGGUCGAGGAAGAAGGCUUCGAGCAAGUGAUCAACAUCUCCAAGAUCUUUGUCCACUAUAGCUACAACUACAAGACUUUCAACAACGACAUCAUGCUCAUCAAGCUCAGUGAGCCAGCCAAGCUGAAUGCCUACGUUCAGCCUGCCCCACUGCCAGAAGAGGACACCCCUGCUCUCCAAGGGUACACCACCUGUACAGUGAGCGGCUGGGGUGUCACCCGUAUCUACAGCUACUACCUGUCCCCUGUGCUGCGUGCUGUGGAUGUGCAGACCAUACCUUACUGCCACUACUACUACUACUGGAGGAUCACAGACAACAUGAUGUGCGCUGGGUCUCGCUUUGGUGGCAAGGACUCCUGUCAGGGUGACUCAGGUGGACCCCUUAUCUGCAAUGGAAACUUGGAAGGCAUCGUCUCAUGGGGAAUCAGCUGUGCCAACCCUUACUUCCCAGGAGUCUACACUCAAGUCAGAAUGUAUGUCAGAUGGAUCGACUGGAUCAUCAACAAUGACAACCCCAACAACUGAAUCAAGACAAACGUCCCAGAAAGGUAGCGCACGCAGGGAAGAGAACAGUUCCACAAGGAAUUUAAUAGAAGGAAAUAAAUCAACAUGAGGUAAAAUAACAGACUACACUAUUCCACUCCUGCUUGUCACAGUUUGAAACCAUAUGAACAAGAGCAGUGGCUGUGAGUAGAGGGCAAACACAGAAGCAAUAGUAUGGGAUGUAGCACAGAGAUCCAACAGUAUGUCAUUCUGUGUGGAAUAGCGAUAAACCACAACUCCCUCAUUUUCUCAUUAAUUUAGUUAGCUUUGGACACUGACUAAAUUAUAUCUUUACAGAUAUCAGAUGUAAAGCAUUGUCACAUGCUCAGUCAGAAGUCGUUCUGCGGUAUGUGAGACCUUUGUUGUAAGAAUCUGAUGAUUAUUAACCUUGUAUUAAACCUACAUACAUGAUUAACAAUUCUACUUUGUUACUCUGUUGUAAAGAGAAAAAAAUGCUGU
This is a messenger RNA of Coregonus clupeaformis (lake whitefish), 1245 nucleotides long. Its product is annotated as trypsin I-P1-like. Gene Ontology annotation, biological process: proteolysis. The record is from RefSeq and is a predicted model, not a curated record. Lineage: Eukaryota; Metazoa; Chordata; Actinopteri; Salmoniformes; Salmonidae. Gene Ontology annotation, molecular function: serine-type endopeptidase activity. The transcript is spliced from 5 exons. Bases 1 to 768 code for a protein of 255 amino acids.